AUGGCAAAACAAAAUUUGCCAUUAACAGUGGUGAGACCCAAAAAUGUCCGGGAUGCGUUUUACAGUUCGAAAAUUCGUAAAAACCCAUCGGAUUUAUCCAGCAAGGACAGUAAAAAUAUGCAGGAAUUUUUUCCAACUAUGACCAAAAAUAUUCAUAAAAAGAGCACCUUCAUAAGUGAUUACCUUUUCGCUUUAUUUUUAGAUUUUGAAUCCUCAGACAGCCCCAGUGAAAUAUCAUGGAGUGACACAGCCGCGGACUCGGUAGCGGAAAUCCGCAACAUGUUGCGUAAUUCCACAACAUGUUGCGGAAAGACGCAACAUGAUAGCAGUGUAUUUGACCUUGUGUCUCACCGCCAGCAGAUUUUAUUGAGCUCCGUUGAUGAAGCACUGCUAUUUAUUAAAGAAUUAUCAUUACGGUAUUCUGAAAAGCGGCGAAAAGAUCUCAAUAUGACAGAUCCUGAACUUCAUGAAAAAAUGGCAAAGCUGGAAAACUAUCGAUGCAAGCAAUACAUCUAA
Messenger RNA from Mucor mucedo, 516 nucleotides. RefSeq lists its product as uncharacterized. The record is from RefSeq and is a predicted model, not a curated record. Lineage: Eukaryota; Fungi; Mucoromycota; Mucoromycetes; Mucorales; Mucoraceae. The coding region runs from base 1 to 516 and encodes 171 amino acids. The transcript has 4 exons.